AUGAAAGAUUUUAUUGGUGCUCUUUCGAAAGAUUCUGGCACGGCUUCAUUCUUCAACAAGAUUCAUUUCAAACCAAACCUUUCCUCCACUCGUCUUUUCCUUUUUGGCGUUAUGAUGAUUUUCACUCUUGUCCACGUUUUGCUUCUGGCAACAUCUCCAAUCGUCGAAUCCGCAAGCCGUGUUGAGUGCCACGUCGUUCUUGAAUGUGAUCCACUCACGAGCUGCUAUUCGCUCAAAGGAGGAUUUCCAUUUGUCUAUGGAAAUAAGAAAGAAGAAGACUGGCAAGCUGGUGGCAAGAAGUACAGCAUGUUCUUGGCGAGAAAUGUGGAGACCGUCCGCUGUGUUCUACUCGACAAAUACGAGUUUUGA
Messenger RNA from Caenorhabditis remanei, 369 nucleotides. RefSeq lists its product as uncharacterized. The transcript is spliced from 2 exons. Bases 1 to 369 code for a protein of 122 amino acids. The record is from RefSeq and is a predicted model, not a curated record. Lineage: Eukaryota; Metazoa; Nematoda; Chromadorea; Rhabditida; Rhabditidae.